UUUUAUUCUGGGAUUUGUAUUUCCACCGGAACCCAUGCUGGAGCUGGUGUUGGUUUUACAUUGCUUUGUUGACACAGCGGUUUCUUCAUUCUUCCAUGUCAUCAGCCUGAUUAAGACAUAUGAGUGGGGGAUGUUAUUAGGUUUAAGAGCAAGUUUCGCCCUGCUUCGUUUUGGAGAUCUUGAUAUUUAAAAUGAAAUGCCAGCGGAUGUAAGUAGGACGUGGUCGGGGUGACUGAGUGAAGAUCUGGGCCACCGAUGGUCUUUUUUUUCUUGAGUUGAUUCAAGGCCCUGGGGUGAAGAUGGCCAGUCAGUUCCGUAGCUAUAUUUGGGAUCCAGUGCUCAUCAUCUCCCAGAUCAUCCUGAUGCAAUGCAUCUACUACAGCUUCCUAGGCCUGUGGUUGGCCGGCGUGGAUGGUCUCGUGCACACCAACAGAUCUCUCAAUCAGAUAUUCAGUUACGAGGUCCUCGGUUUUUCAACAACACAUGGACGACUCUCUAUGAUUGCAUUCAUUCUGAACUCUCUCACAUGUGCUCUGGGCUUGUGGUUAUUCAUCCGCCGGGGGAAGCAGUGUUUGGACUUUACAAUCACGGUGCAUUUCUUCCAUAUGAUCGGCUGCUGGAUCUAUAACUCCCACCUGCCGGUUGCGUUGUCAUGGUGGCUGGUUAACGUGGCCUGCAUUGCCCUAAUGGCAGUCAUCGGCGAGUACUUGUGCAUGAGGACAGAGCUCCGGGCCAUUCCCGUGAAUACUGGCCCCAAAUCCAACCUCUGAGAAGCUCUCUAAUGGACAGACAGUGCUUUCAGAGCAGCAUUGGCCUGUGAUUUUAUCACUUGGCAUGUUGAGCUGUGUUGCAGUGUUACCUUUCUCUACCACUGGUAAAGGUGGAUGCAAAUACGAUCCAAGUAUUGACUGUAACUGGACAUUUCCUCUAAAAUAUCUCAAUUUAGUCACUUUACUUUUUCCCAAAAUUGUGUAAAAAAUGUGUAUUUUGCUAAGUCUUUGUAUUAUGUUUUUGAAAAUGAAGCUUGAAGCUCCUGAAUUGGAAUAACGCAUAAGUGAAUACUAAACUGUUUUGUGGCACUUUUUUUUUUUUUCCAUUUUUGAAAAGACUAUUUGAAGCGUUUGUGCUUGUUGUAUGCAAAUAGACACUGAAGAACAGAGCUGAGUCUUUAAUGAAAAAUAAAAUGUUCUGUAUUUGUC
This is a messenger RNA of Silurus meridionalis, 1199 nucleotides long. It is a transcript of the gene sys1, whose product is annotated as SYS1 golgi trafficking protein. Gene Ontology annotation, biological process: Golgi to endosome transport; protein localization to Golgi apparatus; Golgi to plasma membrane protein transport. The record is from RefSeq and is a predicted model, not a curated record. Bases 300 to 770 code for a protein of 156 amino acids. Gene Ontology annotation, cellular component: trans-Golgi network; Golgi membrane. The transcript is spliced from 4 exons. NCBI's taxonomy places the organism in Eukaryota, Metazoa, Chordata, Actinopteri, Siluriformes, Siluridae.